Messenger RNA from Myodes glareolus (Bank vole), 668 nucleotides. NCBI's taxonomy places the organism in Eukaryota, Metazoa, Chordata, Mammalia, Rodentia, Cricetidae. The record is from RefSeq and is a predicted model, not a curated record.
AACUUCGCCGAGUUCUCCAAGAAGUGCUCCGAGAGAUGGAAGACCAUGUCUGCUAAGGAAAAGUCUAAGUUCGAAGAUUUGGCCAAGAGCGACAAAGCUCGGUAUGAUAGGGAGAUGAAGAAUUACGUUCCUCCCAAAGGUGAUAAGAAAGGAAAGAAAAAGGAUCCUAAUGCUCCAAAAAGACCACCGUCUGCCUUCUUCCUGUUUUGCUCUGAACAUCGCCCAAAGAUCAAAAGUGAACACCCAGGCCUGUCUAUUGGAGAUACUGCAAAAAAAUUGGGUGAGAUGUGGUCUGAACAGUCUGCCAAAGAUAAACAACCCUAUGAGCAGAAGGCAGCUAAACUAAAGGAGAAAUAUGAAAAGGAUAUUGCUGCAUACCGUGCCAAGGGCAAAAGCGAAGUAGGAAAGAAGGGUCCUGGUAGGCCAACAGGCUCAAAGAAGAAGAAUGAACCAGAAGAUGAGGAAGAGGAGGAGGAGGAAGAAGAUGAAGAUGAUGAGGAAGAAGAUGAGGAUGAAGAAUAAAUGGCUGUCCUAAAAUGUGUGGAGUGUAUGUGCUCAGGCGACUUAUUUUGCUAAGAAUGUGAAAUUCAAGUGCAGCUCAACAUUAGCUUCAGUAUAAAAACUGUACAGAUUUUUUGUAUAGCUGAUGAGAUUCUUUGUAGAGAAAA